CAGGCGGCGAUGGUGAAAAUGAAGGUUAAUCAUUGUUUAUUUUGGAAGUAGUUGCAUUGGCCGUUGAAAAUCAGCGUUGUGAAGAAUUCCCCCACAAUGAAAAUCAACGUUGCCGAUUGCCUUUUUCAUGUAGUAAUUAUCUUAACCCUGUUUAUAUCGCGACUUCCGCUAUCCUUUUCAACGACAGAUGAAAUUCAGGUAAUACUCACGCGGUUAGACUCCAAACGCUCAUCUCCUUCGGUUCAAGAAUCAGCCGCUAAAGCCGUCUUGGGAAGAUUGCUCCCUACCCAUUUUCACAGUUUCGACUUUAAGAUUGUCUCCAAGGAUGUUUGUGGGGGACAAGGUUGCUUUUCCAUAGAAAAUUACAAUGGCUUCAACCAAAAUGGACCCGAGAUAAUAAUUAAGGUACCACAGCAGUUGAAAUUGCCUCUGGCCUCCACUGGCAUAUUAAAUAUUUCUGUGGUGCUCAUGUAUCUUGGGACAAGACUGGUGGUGUGCAGUUAGCCUCCGUUCCCAAGCCAGGGUUAUUGCCCCGUGUAAAAGAUGACGGUGUGCUGAUUCAACGGCCUGUUCCAUGGAACUAUUACCAAAAUGUUGUUACUUCUAGUUAUUCAUAUGUCUGGUGGGAUUGGGAAAGAUGGGAGAAAGAGAUAGACUGGAUGGCUCUCCAAGGAAUCAACCUGCAGUUGGCAUUUACGGGACAAGAAGCCAUAUGGCAAAAUGUUUUCAUGGGAUUUAAUAUUACCAUGGAAGAUUUGAAUGAUUUCUUUGGUGGACCAGCUUUCCUUGCUUGGGCUCACAUGGGAAAUUUACAUGGGUGGGGUGGUCCUUUAUCGGAAAACUGGUUGAAUCAGCAAUUGGUUUUACAAAAGAAGAUACUAUCUCGGAUGUUAGAGCUAGGCAUGACUCCGGUGCUUCCGUCUUUCUCUGGGAAUGUUGCAGCAGCUUUGAAGACAGUUUUCCCUUCAGCAAAUAUAACUAGACUAGGGGACUGGAACACAGUGGACGGUGAUCUGCAUUGGUGCUGUACUUAUCUCCUGAAUCCUUCUGAUCCUCUAUUUGUUGAGAUUGGAGAGGCUUUUAUCAGAAUGCAGAUCAAAGAAUAUGGUGAUGUGACUGACAUCUACAACUGUGACACAUUCAAUGAAAAUUCCCUGCCUACAAAUGACCCAACAUAUAUCUCUUCCCUCGGUGCUGCUGUGUACAAAGCAAUGUCCAAUGGUGACAAAGAUGCUUUGUGGUUGGUGCAAGGUUGGCUUUUCUACCGAGUCAAAUUUCUGGAAGCCACCCCAAAUGAAGGUGUUUACUGCAUAAUUUUGGAGGAAAUAUUGAAAAGUAUGGAACACUGGAUGCAAUUUCUUCUGGUCCAGUGGAUGCUCGCAUAAGUAAAAAUUCAACCAUGGUAGGUGUUGGCAUGUGCAUGGAAGGGAUAGAGCAAAAUCCAGUUGUUUAUGAGUUAAUGUCUGAAAUGGCAUUUCGGAAGGAAAAAGUUAAAGUUCUGUGCGUAGGCUGUCCGGCCAAAAGCUAACUUCUUGCAUUGUAGGAAUGGCUGAAGACCUACACCCACAAUGGAUCAUAACACAGAUAUCAUAGUCAAAUUUCCAGAUUAUGAUCCAUCUACAAAUUCUGUAUCUCAACCAUCAAAGCGAAACAAUACGUACAGCUUGAAAAAAAGGAUUCAGAGUAUUUUCAUUUCUGAAAAGUAGCUCUGAUCUGCCUCAAGCACAUUUGUGGUAUUCUACUCAUAAGGUCGUCAAUGUCCUUGAGGCUGGAAAUGAUUUAGCUGGCAGCCUCACAUAUAGAUAUGAUUUGGUCGACUUAACACGUCAAGUGUUGUCAAAGCUAGCAAACAAAGUCUAUUUGGACGCAGUGGAAGCUUUUCGAAGGAAGGAUGUCAAAGCUUUAAAUUUUCACGGUCAGAAGUUUAUUCAACUAAUAAAGGAUAUUGAUGUACUUGUUGCUUCUGAUGACAAUUUUCUACUUGGAACAUGGCUUGAAAGUGCAAAAAUGUUGGCAAAAAAUCCAAGCGAGACGAGGCAGUAUGAAUGGAAUGCUAGAACGCAAGUGACAAUGUGGUUUGAUACCACAGCAGUCAAUCAAAGCCAGCUUCAUGAUUAUGCCAACAAAUUUUUGGAGUGGACUGUUGGAAGGAUACUAUCUGCCUCGAGCUUCAAGCUAUUUUAACUAUUUGUUAAAAAGCUUGGAGAAAAAUGAGAGUUUCAAUAUGGUGGAAUGGA
This is a messenger RNA of Hibiscus syriacus, 2237 nucleotides long. Its product is annotated as alpha-N-acetylglucosaminidase-like. The transcript is spliced from 18 exons. NCBI's taxonomy places the organism in Eukaryota, Viridiplantae, Streptophyta, Magnoliopsida, Malvales, Malvaceae. The coding region runs from base 660 to 1385 and encodes 241 amino acids. The record is from RefSeq and is a predicted model, not a curated record.